Neogale vison (American mink) is the source of this 1635-nucleotide messenger RNA. It is a transcript of the gene FBXO8, whose product is annotated as F-box protein 8. The record is from RefSeq and is a predicted model, not a curated record. Bases 90 to 1049 code for a protein of 319 amino acids. Gene Ontology annotation, biological process: regulation of ARF protein signal transduction. The transcript has 6 exons. Gene Ontology annotation, molecular function: guanyl-nucleotide exchange factor activity; protein binding. NCBI's taxonomy places the organism in Eukaryota, Metazoa, Chordata, Mammalia, Carnivora, Mustelidae.
UGAGCCAUUUUCUUUUUGACUAAAAGCCCCCGCCCAGAGGCCGAUUCGUCGCGGCGGCGGUGGGGAUCGCAGGUCGCUCAGUCUUGCAGAUGGGUCAGGGGCUGUGGAGAGUGGCCAGAAACCAGCAGCUACAGCAAGAAGGUUAUAGUGAGCAAGGCUACCUCAGCAGAGAGCAGAGCAGGAGGAUGGCUGCCAACAACAUCGCUAACACCAGUCAUCGUAAACAAGUCCAGGGAGGCAUUGAUAUAUAUCAUCUUCUGAAAGCACGGAAAUCUAAAGAACAGGAAGGAUUCAUUAAUUUGGAAAUGUUGCCCCCUGAGCUAAGCUUUACCAUCUUGUCCUACCUGAACGCAACUGACCUCUGCUUAGCUUCAUGUGUUUGGCAGGACCUUGCGAAUGAUGAACUUCUCUGGCAAGGGUUGUGUAAAUCCACUUGGGGUCACUGUUCCAUAUAUAAUAAGAACCCACCUCUAGGAUUUUCUUUCAGAAAAUUGUAUAUGCAGCUGGAUGAAGGCAGCCUUACCUUUAAUGCUAACCCAGAGGAGGGAGUGAACUACUUUAUGUCCAAGGGUAUCCUAGAUGAUUCACCAAAGGAAAUAGCAAAGUUUAUCUUCUGUACAAGAACACUAAAUUGGAAAAAACUGAGAAUCUAUCUUGAUGAAAGGAGAGAUGUCUUGGAUGACCUUGUAACGUUGCAUAAUUUUAGAAAUCAGUUUUUGCCUAAUGCACUGAGAGAAUUUUUUCGUCAUAUCCAUGCCCCUGAAGAGCGUGGGGAGUAUCUUGAAACUCUCAUAACAAAGUUCUCACAUAGAUUCUGUGCUUGUAACCCCGAUUUAAUGCGAGAACUUGGCCUUAGUCCUGAUGCUGUCUAUGUACUGUGCUACUCUUUGAUUCUACUUUCCAUUGACCUCACUAGCCCUCAUGUGAAGAAUAAAAUGUCAAAAAGAGAAUUUAUUCGAAAUACCCGUCGUGCUGCUCAAAACAUUAGUGAAGAUUUUGUAGGGCACCUUUAUGACAACAUCUACCUUAUUGGCCAUGUGGCUGCAUAAAAGCACAAUUGCUAGGACUUCAACUAUUAACUUCAAACUAAAGUUACCCAAGGACUUAUUUAGCAGAUAUGGGGUUACAUUAGUGCUGGUCAUUCUAGCCUCUGUAUACAAUCAAGCUCGAGAGUACAUCUUUUUUUUUCCCUUUUACUAUUUUCUUUUUUAGUAAUUUCCUUGGGGAACUAAAGAAUUUUGCAGAAUUUUUUUUAAUUUUGCUUAUCAUGUUUUGCACAAAGCAGAGCCAUUGCCUGACACAGCUGUUUAAGAAUGUUCAACUGACAUUAUACUCUAAAAGAUGGUAUAUUUGUGCAUUAGAUUUGCUUGAAAAACUACUCAUUUUCAUUCUUUUUUAAAAUACCAUGUAAUGUGUACAUAUUUAACUGAAGAGAUUUAUAAUCAUAAUUAUUUUAUUGUAAAGAUUUUAACUAAAGCCCUUCCUUUUUCUCUCAAACUGAGUUCUGAAAUUUAUUUGAUUCUGAUAUGAGCUUAUUACUGUCUUCAUAAAAGUUGGAUCUGACUUGGAUAAAGACAAAUACCAGUUUCUCUUUCCUUUGAACUUUAUAAGAAUAUAGAUUUAUUACUAGUAAUA